Metarhizium acridum CQMa 102 is the source of this 1974-nucleotide messenger RNA. Its product is annotated as rRNA (cytosine-C5-)-methyltransferase nop2. Gene Ontology annotation, biological process: rRNA base methylation; maturation of LSU-rRNA. NCBI's taxonomy places the organism in Eukaryota, Fungi, Ascomycota, Sordariomycetes, Hypocreales, Clavicipitaceae. Gene Ontology annotation, molecular function: rRNA (cytosine-C5-)-methyltransferase activity; RNA binding. Gene Ontology annotation, cellular component: nucleolus. The record is from RefSeq and is a predicted model, not a curated record.
AUGGGUGCCGGAAGACGGAUGAAGAGAAAGCAGGGUGCCCCUGAGCCUUUAUCAGAAGAACACUACGCAAAACUGAAGCGCAAGGCCGGUGUGCCAGUCGACACUCCUACAGAAGCACCUGACAACAAGAGAAGACGAACCGGGAAGAAUGGGCAGUCCAGAGAAAAUGGAGCCUCGAUAAAGAAGGCUGCCGCCCCGAAGAAAUCCAACGGCGACAAGCCAGCAAAGCCAAAGCCCAGCAGCAAGUCAAAAGCCAAGCCUGCCAUGCCAGGCCUGGACGACAGCGACGUUGAGCUCGAGGACGACGAGUUGGACGCAGAGGAGCUGGAUAUCGAGAAACUAUCCGACCUCGAAGAUGAAGGCGAGGGCGCGGCGCUGGGCGACGAUUUUUUGGGCUCGGAUUCAUCCGUGCUUGACUCGGACGACGAGAUUGACGCCGAAAAGGCUACGUUUUCUGAAGAUGAAGACGAGUCCGACGCAGAGGAGAAGCUCACGGCCGCCAAUAUCGAAGGACUCUCGAGGAAACUGGACCGAAAGCUGGCGCAGGAAGCGGCCACCAAUGCGGCAGAAAUGGCUGAGAGCGCACUGCAAACCAACAUUGACGGCGACAAACCGCACAUUAUUGACGACGACGACGACGACGAGCUGUCCGCCAAGGCAAACGCCCUCCUCGCGCCGGACCUGCAGCUGCUCCGGACGAGAAUCACCGAAAAUAUCCGCGUGCUCGACGAUUUUGCCAACCUCGCCGAGGAUGGGCGCUCCCGGUCCGAGUACACUGCGCAGUUAAUCAAGGAUGUGUGCGCAUACUAUGGCUACUCCGAGUAUCUGGCUGAAAAGCUAUACAAUCUGUUCACACCCCGCGAGGCAUUUGCCUUUUUCGAAGCCAACGAGACGGCUCGCCCUGUUGUCAUCCGCACAAACACCCUCCGCACUCACCGCCGCGAUCUCGCGCAGGCCCUCAUCAACCGCGGCGUGACCCUCGAGCCGGUGGGCAAGUGGUCCAAGGUUGGCCUGCAAGUCUUUGAGAGCAGCGUGCCCCUCGGUGCCACGCCCGAGUAUCUCGCCGGCCACUACAUUCUGCAGGCUGCCUCGUCCUUCCUGCCCUGCAUGGCGCUUGACCCCCAGGAAAACGAGCGCGUGCUCGACAUGGCUGCCGCCCCCGGUGGCAAAACAACCUACAUGGCGGCCAUGAUGAAGAACACGGGCGUCAUCAUCGCCAACGAUCCCAACAAGGCCCGUGCAAAGGGUCUCAUUGGCAACAUCCACCGCCUCGGCGCCCGCAACGUCAUUGUAUCCAACUACGACGCCCGCGAAUUCCCCAAGCCCAUGGGCGGGUUUGACCGUGUCCUGCUCGACGCCCCCUGUUCCGGGACAGGCGUCAUCGCCAAGGACCCCAGCGUCAAGACCAACAAGACGGAGCUCGACUUCAUGCAGCUCCCGCACACGCAGAAGCAGCUGCUCCUCGCGGCCAUUGACUCGGUCAACCACUCCAGCAAGUCGGGCGGGUACAUUGUCUACUCGACGUGCUCGGUGACUAUUGAAGAAAACGAACAGGUCGUCCAGUACGCGCUCAAGCGCAGGCCCAAUGUCAAGCUCGUCGACACGGGGCUGGCCUUUGGGAAAGAAGGAUUCACAAGCUUCAUGGGCAAGAGGUUCGACCCCAGCCUCCGCCUCACAAGGAGGUACUACCCGCACGCGUACAACGUCGACGGCUUCUACGUCGCCAAGUUUAAAAAGAUUGGUCCCACGCCCGCCCAGGCGCCCCGGGAUAACACGCGCGCCGCUCGCGACGCCGAGGACGUUGUUGACAAGACGCCCAUUUCCGCCGACGAGGAAGACGCUGGCAAGGACGAUUUCGGCGGCUGGGACGAGGACGAGGACAACGAGUACAUGGAGAAGGGGCGGAGGAACGCCAUGCGCAGACGGGGCUUGGAUCCCAGGAGUAAUGUCAAGUCGAAGAAGGGGUCGAAAUGA